CGAGAUGAAAUCCACGGUUGAGGAUUUCCCGUACAAGUUCAAAAUUUUCUGUAUUGGCGCCAGCAAGAUAUAAGAAGGGGGAUGAUAAACCCGAUAUCCUCCCUUCUCGGCGCGCCUUUGUGGGGCUGUUUGGUUAGAAUAGUACUCAUAAAGAAUAAAACAAUACGGACUCGUCUGGCUUUGAUGUCGUCUUUGUCGUCUUUGGCUUCUUGUGGUGUAUCCGUCGCAUCAGCGCCGUUAAGCGCUACUGUUUAUACUCGGAAUAGGGAUCGAAACAGGCGGCGAAAAAGAACGGUGCUGUAUAAUGACAUUAUUAGAAAGGGAGAAAGGAGAAAUGAAGAGCCUUGAAAUUAAUGCAAGACCGAUACUCCGGGAAAACCAUGGGUUACAAGGAAUGCUCGGGCAGUUAAACAGGUCGACGGCGACAUAUGAAGAUCUAGAUAGGUAGAUGUAUUUCAUAUACAGAUGUAUGUAGAUAUUG
This is a messenger RNA of Sodiomyces alkalinus F11, 481 nucleotides long. RefSeq lists its product as hypothetical. Bases 82 to 348 code for a protein of 88 amino acids. The transcript has a single exon. The record is from RefSeq and is a predicted model, not a curated record. NCBI's taxonomy places the organism in Eukaryota, Fungi, Ascomycota, Sordariomycetes, Glomerellales, Plectosphaerellaceae.